AUCUGUGGCCAGGGGUCUGGUGCUAGUGGAGUCGCUGCCCUCAGCCCGUCGUCUGAUAGCAGACCGUCGGCGGCCAUAGCCUUCCUCCACCGCCGCCAUAGUCCAUUUCUCCCACCCGUCGCUCUCUCUCAUCCGAUCUAUAUCUUGAAUGUCUACAGUCCGCCGGGACUUUUUCCCACUCGUCUGCCCGCCUUCCAUCGUGAUCAGAGAUCGAGAGCCGAUGAGAAGAUGCUCUUUCCACCGAAGCCCCUUGUCGGAUCUAUAGUCGGAGCAAAUUAUUCCUCAAAGCCACAUAUAUAUUUUUCCCUCUCGGCAUAUUCAAGCAGCCGUGCACGGAGGCCUGUCCGCGAGCAGCCGCUCCCCAACCUCCACGAACAGCGAAUCGAGCCAUCAGCCCAAAACAGCCGAGGAAUCGAAAACUCUCUCGGACCCCGUCAGCCUUCCUUACCCGACAAAUUCUUUACCGAGUGGCCUUCUUCCUCCGGUGAACAACCGCUGGCCGCCGCGCUCGAGCCCGGCACCGCACGUCACCAUUCUCUGUCAUCGCCGGGAGUCCACGCCAAGAACCCAGCCGCGAGACUCGUAGCCCAGCACCUCUGCGAACUUAUGGUCGUCGCUAGCGCUCAGCCACGAGUCGCCAUCGCACGC
Molecule: messenger RNA, 648 nt
Organism: Striga asiatica
Lineage: Eukaryota; Viridiplantae; Streptophyta; Magnoliopsida; Lamiales; Orobanchaceae
Source: the annotation of a GenBank genome assembly